AUGUCUGUUAUUAAUUUCACAGGUAGUUCUGGUCCAUUGGUGAAAGUUUGCGGCUUGCAGAGCACAGAGGCCGCAGAAUGUGCUCUAGAUUCCGAUGCUGACUUGCUGGGUAUUAUAUGUGUGCCCAAUAGAAAGAGAACAAUUGACCCGGUUAUUGCAAGGAAAAUUUCAAGUCUUGUAAAAGCAUAUAAAAAUAGUUCAGGCACUCCGAAAUACUUGGUUGGCGUGUUUCGUAAUCAACCUAAGGAGGAUGUUUUGGCUCUGGUCAAUGAUUACGGCAUUGAUAUCGUCCAACUGCAUGGAGAUGAGUCGUGGCAAGAAUACCAAGAGUUCCUCGGUUUGCCAGUUAUUAAAAGACUCGUAUUUCCAAAAGACUGCAACAUACUACUCAGUGCAGCUUCACAGAAACCUCAUUCGUUUAUUCCCUUGUUUGAUUCAGAAGCAGGUGGGACAGGUGAACUUUUGGAUUGGAACUCGAUUUCUGACUGGGUUGGAAGGCAAGAGAGCCCCGAAAGCUUACAUUUUAUGUUAGCUGGUGGACUGACGCCAGAAAAUGUUGGUGAUGCGCUUAGAUUAAAUGGCGUUAUUGGUGUUGAUGUAAGCGGAGGUGUGGAGACAAAUGGUGUAAAAGACUCUAACAAAAUAGCAAAUUUCGUCAAAAAUGCUAAGAAAUAG
Saccharomyces cerevisiae S288C is the source of this 675-nucleotide messenger RNA. RefSeq names its product phosphoribosylanthranilate isomerase TRP1 (gene TRP1). Bases 1 to 675 code for a protein of 224 amino acids. The record is from RefSeq and is marked reviewed. Gene Ontology annotation, molecular function: phosphoribosylanthranilate isomerase activity. Gene Ontology annotation, biological process: L-tryptophan biosynthetic process. The transcript has a single exon. NCBI's taxonomy places the organism in Eukaryota, Fungi, Ascomycota, Saccharomycetes, Saccharomycetales, Saccharomycetaceae.